GGGCUCCUGCUGCUGCUGCUGCUGCCGCCGCUCCUGCCGCUGCCGCAGGUGGCGCUGAGCUUCUCAGACGGCAGCUGCGACCCCUCGGACCAGUGCCCGCCCCAGGCCCGCUGGAGCAGCCUGUGGCACGUGGGGCUCGUCCUGCUCGCUGUCCUCCUGCUGCUCCUGUGUGGGGUCACGGCCAGCUGUGUCCGAUUCUGCUGCCUCCAGAAGCAGGCACAUGCCCAGCCACAUCUGCCACCAUCACGGCAGGCCCGAGACCUGACAGUCAUCCCUGUGGACAGCGACAGCCCUGUGCAUAGCACUGUAACCUCCUACAGCUCUGUGCAGUACCCACUGGGCAUAUCGCUGCCCCUGCCCUUUGGGGAGCUGGACACCGACUUCAUGGCCCCUCCCGCCUACAGCCUGCGUGCCCUUGAGCUGCCACCCUCCUAUGAUGAGGCUGUCAAGAUGGCCAAACCCAGAGAGGAGGAGCCAGCACCCUCCCAGAAGCCCAGCCCUCUGCCUCAGGCCUUAGGUCUAGAGAACACUCCAGGGCCCCAGGAGCCACGCCCCAAUGACCAACACCCCGACUGUAGCCCUGGUGCCCCUUGAAAGGGCAGGAGAACUCUCCUGGAGCCAUCAGGCCAGAGCUUGGAUAGUGGUGCUUGGGUCCAAGGACCCCCAGCCCACCCCACCAUCCUUUCCCUGGGAAGGCCAGCCUCCAGCACAUUGCUGCAGCCCCGGCCUCAUUGCUAGGCAACGUGGGCCAGCAGAGCCAGCCUUGUGUUGACCACCCUCCCAGGCAGGCUGCUGCUUUCGGCCCUGGCCCCUAACCCAGACCCACAGGCCCUCAGCGUGGAGGAGGCCCCACGGACCCAAGCCACGAGACCUCAGGGACCGUGAUGUCUGCAGCUUUUUGGAGAGAAUAAAGUUUGUAUCUAAGUGGU
Molecule: messenger RNA, 929 nt
Organism: Galeopterus variegatus (Sunda flying lemur)
Lineage: Eukaryota; Metazoa; Chordata; Mammalia; Dermoptera; Cynocephalidae
Gene: TMEM52
Product: transmembrane protein 52
Exons: 5
Source: RefSeq, a predicted model, not a curated record